Messenger RNA from Ailuropoda melanoleuca (giant panda), 712 nucleotides. Its product is annotated as kallikrein-1. Gene Ontology annotation, biological process: regulation of systemic arterial blood pressure; zymogen activation. NCBI's taxonomy places the organism in Eukaryota, Metazoa, Chordata, Mammalia, Carnivora, Ursidae. Gene Ontology annotation, molecular function: serine-type endopeptidase activity. The annotation marks the transcript as partial. The transcript has a single exon. Gene Ontology annotation, cellular component: secretory granule. The record is from RefSeq and is a predicted model, not a curated record.
GUUGGAGGAUUUAACUGUGAGAAGAAUUCCCAGCCCUGGCAAGUGGCUGUGUACCGCUUCACCAAAUAUCAAUGUGGGGGUAUCCUGCUGAACGCCAACUGGGUUCUCACAGCUGCCCACUGCCAUAAUGACAAGUACCAGGUGUGGCUGGGCAAAAACAACUUUUUGGAGGAUGAACCCUCUGCCCAACACCGGCUUGUCAGCAAAGCCAUCCCUCACCCUGACUUCAACAUGAGCCUCCUGAAUGAGCACACCCCACAACCUGAGGAUGACUACAGCAAUGACCUGAUGCUGCUCCGCCUCAAAAAGCCUGCUGACAUCACAGAUGUUGUGAAGCCCAUCGACCUGCCCACUGAGGAGCCCAAGCUGGGGAGCACAUGCCUAGCCUCAGGCUGGGGCAGCAUUACACCCGUCAAAUAUGAAUACCCAGAUGAGCUCCAGUGUGUGAACCUCAAGCUCCUGCCUAAUGAGGACUGUGCCAAAGCCCACAUAGAGAAGGUGACAGAUGACAUGUUGUGUGCAGGAGAUAUGGAUGGAGGCAAAGACACUUGUGCGGGUGACUCAGGAGGCCCACUGAUCUGUGAUGGUGUUCUCCAAGGUAUCACAUCAUGGGGCCCUAGCCCUUGCGGUAAACCCAAUGUGCCGGGUAUCUACACCAGAGUUUUAAAUUUCAACACCUGGAUAAGAGAAACUAUGGCUGAAAAUGACUGAG